Helianthus annuus (common sunflower) is the source of this 954-nucleotide messenger RNA. RefSeq lists its product as uncharacterized. Lineage: Eukaryota; Viridiplantae; Streptophyta; Magnoliopsida; Asterales; Asteraceae. The coding region runs from base 1 to 954 and encodes 317 amino acids. The record is from RefSeq and is a predicted model, not a curated record. The transcript has 6 exons.
AUGGAUCCGUUCAACAACCCCGAUACUCCCAACACGCCUUCGAACAACCCGAAUACUCCCACCAAUCCGACCCAACCAAAUGUUUUUUCGGUUCCGGGGUAUUAUCCAACGCUAGAACCGAACCAAUUCUCCCAAUUUUCAUCGAACGCUUUUGCGUCAUUCCAACAAUCGCCCAACCAAUUCACUCAAAUCUCCCAAAAUCAAGCUCUUCAACAAAUGAUGAUGCGGGGUGCUUGGAACUUUCCACCCGUUCAACCUCAACCGAUCCCCACACCCCCCGUUCAACCCCAACCGAUCCCCACACCCCCCGUUCAAUCCGAACCCGAAGAUGAUGUGGAGAUUGUGCCCGAAACCCAACCGCCAAAAGGGAAAGGAAAACGAAACAAAGGGAAACAAGUAGCGGGUGAUCAAGCGUCGAAACCGAAGGCGAUUAAAUGGACCCCAAUCGAAGAAGAAGCAUUAGCCAAGGCUUUCAUUGGCACUUCCGACAACCCGGUAAAAGUUGUAUCUCUUGACGGUCUAAAGAAGACUAAAGAGGACCUUUUACGUGAGCAAAAUAUGGAACUUGCAACUUUUCGGAGAGAACGUGAUAAUUCGGAAGCUGAAAGAGCUCAACAUCUUAACAAAAUCCAUGAAUUACAAGAACAUGUUCAAGAAAAGGAAAGAAUGCAUAGAGUUGCUCAAGAAGCUAUCUUAUAUAAAGAUGAACAAAUAAGGGAGGCUCAAGCAUGGAUUGCAAGAGCUCAGGAGAUGGAUGCUUUGCAGUCAAGUACAAAUCACUCAUUGCUAGCUGAACUGCGAGAACGCACAGAACAAUACAAUCAGCUCUGGAUUGGUUGCCAGAGACAGGAUAAUGCUAUGCUCAGAUGUUCUCUAUCAGCUGAUUCUCAAGACAUUAGUUCAAGAGAAGAUUCAACUGAUGAUGAGAAUAUGAACAUAAAAAACAAUGUUUAA